Messenger RNA from Lodderomyces jiufengensis, 2961 nucleotides. RefSeq names its product Ric1p (gene RIC1). Gene Ontology annotation, cellular component: cytosol; Ric1-Rgp1 guanyl-nucleotide exchange factor complex; Golgi membrane. Gene Ontology annotation, biological process: intracellular protein transport; retrograde transport, endosome to Golgi. The transcript has a single exon. The record is from RefSeq and is a predicted model, not a curated record. Bases 1 to 2961 code for a protein of 986 amino acids. Lineage: Eukaryota; Fungi; Ascomycota; Pichiomycetes; Serinales; Debaryomycetaceae.
AUGAUCAAUGGAUGCCCGAAUUUUUCGAUUGAUAUUGAUAUAAAAGAAGAAAUAAUUGACGUCCUUCAAAUCAAUCAAAUACUUGCAAUUAUAACAAAAACAUCUGUUUACAUUUAUCAUCUGUAUACUUUAUUACCAUUAGGUAAACACAUAAGAGCUUCAACUUCAUUAGAAAAUAAUGGAUUAAAUAUAAAAGCAAGGAAAAAACUAAUAUAUUCAAGAUCAACUAGAAGACCUUCGAAAUUAAACAUAUAUAUCCAAACAGAUUUAAAUUUUUUGAUCAUAUAUCAAAUAAGUAUUGAUAAUUCAAGUUCUAUUUAUGAAAUCCAUAAUAUUAAAGAAGAACUAAUUCAAAAUGGUUUGCCUUCAAGCUAUACUCAUAAAAAGUUUUCGAUAACUAAUUUUAUACUGUCCGCAACUAAAACAUUUAUACAUGGAGCUGAAGAAAUUAGCCCAGCGUUAGAGAAUAUUGAAAGUGUAAAGAAUAAUAUAAUUGAUGAUGAAUUAGGUGGGUACGAGAUUGAAUCUAUAAAAAUAUCAGUAUAUAAAAUACUAAAAAUUGGAGUGGGGAAUCAAAAAUUUUGGCUUGAACCAAAUUCACAUAAUUUAUUAGUUUUCAAUUUUAUUGGUGAAUCAAUUGAAUCUAAUGUUUUGCAAAUUGUAAAACUUACUAAUUUUGAAAGCAAGCAAUUAGACUUGUCAACUGUUUAUUCUGGAAACGUCAAAAAUAUAUUUUACAAUCAAUACUUUAACUACUUUUUAAUUGUUGGUGAAGAGGAAGAAUUAAUAAAAAUCUCAAUUACUGAAGAAGAGGGAGAGGAAGGCCCAGCAUUAGGACUAACCAAAAUUGGUUUUGGAAACUUUGAACAAGCAUAUUUUAAUCCAAAGUCCAACUUGAUAUUGGCAGAAAAUGAGGGAUCUUUAAAGUUAUAUCAUCUUGAUGAUCAUUUACACGAAAUACGAACAUUGGACAUGGCUGCAGGUGUAAUAAAUUGGUCAAACUGUGGUGAAUUCUUUACAGUAGUUUAUGAAUCAGGAGAUUGGAAAUUAGUAUCGAAAUUUGGAAAAAUAUUACUCAACACUAAAAGUGUACGAAGUGAAAUAAAUGAGUCGAAUGGAAAUCAAGGAUUUUUACAUGCAAAGUCCAUUUUGAUUUCUAAUAAUUCAAUGUCAUUAUAUAUUCUAGGAUUAGAAUCACAUAAAAUUUACUGCAUACCAUUAUCAACAAUACUCAAUGAUAUCAUUUAUGACAAGGAAUAUUUCAGCAUUAUUGAAGACUACAGAACAUUUCUAAGAUUCCCAUUACUUCCAAAAUUCAAAAAAUUGCUAUUAUUCCAUGACAAUGAUAAUUUGAUAGACAGUAAUUCACAAACAGAAAAAUUAACUAUAUCAAAAAAUUCAUUUAAUCAAAUAGCAAUGUCUUAUGAACGGUAUUUAGCAAUUUCUUCUCCAAUCGCCACUGGUGGAUUGACAAAUCAUGUUUUGUGGUACAAUUUUAAAUCUCACUUCGCUGAAGAGUUAAAUAUUGUUAAUCAGUUUUGGUUUCAUCAUUUUUUGAUUGUUGUAAAUAGAAAAUUGAGACAUUCUUUUGAAGAGGUUGACGAGGAAGAGCAUUUAAUUGAUGAAAUUAUUGUCUUUGACACUUCUAAAACCAAAUAUGCAAUGAGUGGUGAAGAAUCAGCAUUUACUAGUGAUUCAUUAUUAUGGAAAUAUGAUUUCAAAAGUACUUUCAUAAACAUUCAACUUAUUGAUGGUGAAAACUCAUCGCAUGUAAUAAUUUUGACUAGUGACUUUAAGAUUGUGAUCUUGGAUUUGAUGCUUGAUAAAACAGUUCAAACCGACUCAGACACAAAACAUUACAAGGUGUUUAUAUCCAUAAAUAAAACAGUUCACUUAAAAUCACUUGAACAUAAAAUCAAUCUUAAAGAAGUUAAACAAAGCAGUUUGAUUGAUCAAAAACAUUUCAUUUUCUUACUACAAUCUGGUGACUUGUACUUAUUAAAAAAUCUGAGUAGAUCAGCAUCUUUCUCAAACAAACCAUUGGACGCAUUAAAACCAAGUAAUUUUUAUGAUUUGAUCAAGUUAGAUUCAUCAGUAGAAUAUUUUAAAUUCAAGACUAUAAACUUUCAGAAAAAUAUAAAUUUCAUAUACAUGUUCAAUGGACAACAAAUAUUAAUCUAUGAUGUUUAUGAAUUAGUUGACAAAGCAUACAAUAAAAAACAACCACAUCAUGAAGAAGAUGAUUUAUUAGAAUCAGAAGAUACAAAUUUAAUUCCCAUUACAAUAGAUACUGAAGAAAUGAUUCCCUUUGAAAUUGAAGCAGACCAGAAAACAAUAAAUUUGAUUGGAUUUGAAAAUUUAGCUAUAAAUCGUCACAUGCUUAUAUUAAAAAAUAAAGUAUCUCAUAAAUUAAUUUUAAAUAAUUUUAUUGAAUUUGAUCUUAUUCAUAAAGGUGAUCUAGAAAGUACUUUCAACAGGUAUAAGUCAUUUGAUAAUUUUGAAUUUUGUUUGGAAUUAUUGUUGUUCAAACUUUUAACUGACGAAGAGCCAUCAUUAACUUUAAAGAGACUUUGUCAACUAAUUGAAUUUUCAGAAAACUCAGAAUUUAUUUACAUCAAUUGUUUAAGAAAAAUUGAAGUUGCUUACUGGAGUAAAUUCUUUGAUGUAAUAAAUAUGACACCGGAAAAAUUCAUGAAUCGACUUAUAAAAUUAGAUAAUGUUGAAUUAUGUUAUAAUUACCUUAUUGUUUAUUUAAAUUAUAAACGAGAAGGAGAUACAGAAAUUGAAACUGAUGAUUCAAAUCAUGAAUUAACAAAGUUUGAUAAACAAAUUAUACUUCAAAUCAUAAAAAUGUUGGACAAAGCAGGAAAAUAUGACUGGUGUUUUGAAUUAUGUAGAUUUAUAAAAGUUUUAGAACCUUCAGGUCAAUUUUUGAAAAAGAUAAAGUCAGAAUUAGAAUAG